Coregonus clupeaformis (lake whitefish) is the source of this 2973-nucleotide messenger RNA. Its product is annotated as rhotekin. Gene Ontology annotation, biological process: signal transduction; actomyosin contractile ring assembly; septin ring organization. The transcript is spliced from 13 exons. Gene Ontology annotation, cellular component: actomyosin contractile ring. The record is from RefSeq and is a predicted model, not a curated record. NCBI's taxonomy places the organism in Eukaryota, Metazoa, Chordata, Actinopteri, Salmoniformes, Salmonidae. Bases 232 to 1884 code for a protein of 550 amino acids.
CCUCCUUCUCGCCCCCAACCCAACCCAACCCAACCUCAAACCUGGCCGAUUGUUGUACGAACACGCCGAUAAAAUACUUACUAGAACUUCUCGAAUAUUUUAUUCAUUUCUCGAUAGCUUCUACUAUAAAACAGUAGUCAUAGUGCGAAUCGUUAUCGUUUUAAGGCUACCAAUUGACAUAGCCUUUCAAGAUUCCUUUGAACUUGUAACUGUACAUGGUAGGCUAUUACAAUGUUUUGCCGAAAUCAGGUGUCGAGAACCACGAUAGCAAGGGGAUCAGCAUUGGAUCUGGAAAUACGACGACGUGGGCAUUUCAACACUCUUACGGAAACGGCACAGGUGAGUGGAGAGGACGGUGAGGUGCAGCGUCAGAUAGACCGCGAGGUGCGGAUGCGUGAGGGGGCCAGUAAGCUGCUGGCUGCGUGCUCCCAGAGAGACCAGGCCCUGGAGGCCUCCAAGAGCCUGCUCACUUGCAACACCCGCAUCCUGGCCCUGCUCAGCCAGUUGCAGAGGAUGAGGGAGGCCCAGGUCCUGCAGAGAGUAGGCCGCAGGUCCUCUAUUGGUGGGUCACUGGAUGAGAGGCUGCCCUGCAUGGGUAAUGUGGCGAUCUCAGACCUGCGUAUCCCACUCAUGUGGAAAGACUCAGAGUACUUCAAGAACAAAGGAGAGCUGCAUCGCUGUGCUGUGUUCUGUCUGCUCCAGUGUGGCAGAGAGAUCUAUGACACAGACCUGGUGAUGGUGGACAGGACUUUGACUGACAUCUGCUUCGAGGACACCAUCAUAUUUAAGGAGGCGAGCCCGUGCUUUGAGCUCCGUGUGGAGCUGUACAGUACCUGUGUGGUGGAGGACUUUUCUCCGGGCCCAGGGGCACUAGGACCCAGGAGACUGAACCGCCUCAGCAGCUCCCUGGGCUGCACCUCUGGGAGGAGGAUCAGGGCAGCUCUGGAGUCUGCAGCCUGUGGUACCAUACCCAACGUAGAGGGAGGCGAUGGAGGAGGGUCUCCACCAUCUCUGCUGCCUGCUCUCUGUACACAGGGGCCAAAGUAUCACCUUCUGGCCCACACCACACUGAAAAUGGCACAUGUUCAGGACAGCUUCAGAACACACGACCUGUCCAUAUCAGCCACAGAGGACAAUGCAUUCUGGCUGCCUCUCUAUGGCAGUUUGUGUUGCCGUCUGGCCGCCCAGCCCCUCUGUAUGACCCAGCAUGUUAUCAGCGGCAGGCUCAAGAUCAAGCUUGAGAUGGAGCCUGAGUGCUGGACCGACAUCUACGCUGUCCUCAGAGGGACAAGUCUUAUCUGUUACCACAGUCAAGAGAGGAUGGUGGCCCAAGAGGAGCCGUUAUUCACCAUCGCCAUCAACAAGGAGACCCGUGUCCGUGUGUCCGAGAGAGGGCCUCUCCACCAUACCCAGAGUAUAUCCAUCAGCACACACACCCGAGGUGACGAAGCUGUCACACACACUCUGGCCACACACACACCCCAGGACACACAGCGCUGGGUGGAGGCCUUCUGGCAGCACUUCUACGACAUGAGUCAGUGGAAGCAGUGUUGUGAUGACCUGAUGAAGAUCGAGGUGCCCUCGCCCAGAAAAUCCCAUUUGGUCACAGCGAAGCAGGGGUCGCUUUACCACGAAAUGGUCACUCCAUCUUCCCCAGGUGAGAGUGUGGUAUUCCAGGAUAACUCUGUGUCUGCUGAGGUGUGGGCCUGCUCUCCUUCUACUAUAACCACAGUUGAAGGACCCUCCAUGAUUGCCAGGUUGUCCCAGUCAAGUGGACCAUCAUCAGGCAACUGCAUCAUCCAGGACAGGAUCCACCUCUUACCAAUCUCCAGCACCCCCCCACCCCCCAAUUGUACUCCUGUUCUUGGGAGUGACGUGCAGUGACACCCACCUCUCCCAUGACACAGUGUCUCUGUACUGUACCUAUUACUGUCCUAUAAUAGCACAAAACAGCCACAAGAGGUUGCUGGUCAAGCUAAACCCUCUGGGCUGGGUUCAUUGGCUGCUACCCCUUCACAACAUGGAUCAGUGCUGCACCCUGUUGAACUCACCACUGAACUUAUCCAGUCGAGUUGACAGACAUGCAUCCACUUUGCCCUCCCAUGCAUAUUUACUGAACACACCACUCCAUCAAAACUUAAUGAAAGUUGUGAACAUUAGUAUCUGUUACUUAGGGACAUUUAUUUGUUUUGAUAUGAAUCACACACAGUGGCCUGACGCAUUCCAAUAUGAUUGCCACUCAGCCUUAUCUAACCAAACAGGACUUAGAGGCUGCCAGGUCCUUAUAGAGCUUUACUUAAAUCAAGUUCAAGUUUUUUAUUACACUCAUAUAGCAGUAAAUACAAACUGAAGUAUAUGAACAUACAAAAUAUCAAUAAAAAUACAAGAAACAUAAACAAAAACAAUUGUAAAAGUGUCGGUCAGGAUGGGAGCUGAAGGAUAGAUGGUAAUUUCCCCGGGAGUUGAAGCGGUUCAGAAAGUAUUGAGAGCAGAGGAAGCGUUGAUGAUCUUUAUGGGAGCCGGUUAGUCGGCGUCAGAGAGACAGUCAGCCUUAGCAACGCACCCCUCAUGCUCUCCUUCCCCCGGGUUUUUGUAAAUGUUUAGCUGGCUAGUCACUCCUCUCCAGGAAUGCCCCAAAUUGCGGGCUGCAAUCACACACUAUUGCUAAUUGUAGCAUUCCACACACUUGAGUUAUUCUGGUAAUGCAGCCUUGACCUUUUCUAGUCCAGACUCAAUGUUUUAUAGGACACUUCACUCUUCUCUUCACCAAACCCAAUCGGCUCUAAAAUGCAGUUUUAUUGAUUUUAAAGGGUAAAAAUAUGUCUGUUUGAUUUUGGUACUUAUAGUCUUACUUUUAGUCUUUAGCCUUUCUCUUACUAUUUAAAUUAGACUGUUGUUUUUUUCUGACACAAAAAUGCAAUAUGAUUGCAAUGCAAAGCAUGUAGGAUGGCAAUAAAAACCUAAAACCCUUUA